GCAUCGUGCGAGGGAGGAGGACCUUACCUCACCUAUCCACCGAACCACAGAUCGCACCUAUAGCCUCCUCCCCCCACGGCGACGAGUAGACGACCACGUCUGUCCAUCCAUUAUCACGUUGACUGCGUCAGCACCAUCUAUCCUAAUUGCCAUAGCUCAUUCAGACCCAAUCCUAGCAUUAGCUCACACCUACACUGUUUGAGUGGCUCCUUGCGUAGCUAGACUUGUCAUAUUUCAUAAAUACAAGGGAUAUUAUCGUCAUUUUAGUCCUCCGCCAUCCCGUUAGCAUAGAUCCUUCUCUCUGCUGUCCCAAAACUCUCUGCUUCUGCUUCUGGAUCUUAAUCCUUCAUCUCCAUCUUCUUCUUCGGGAGACCUGAUGGAGCCGGUGAACGAGGGACCAGCCAGAGGAUGCCACGUGGUGGCGAUGCCCCACCCAGGAAGAGGCCACAUCAAUCCCAUGAUGAGCUUCUGCAAGCUACUGGUUGCUCGGCGGCCAGACAUUCAGGUGACCUUCGUGGUGACGGAGGAGUGGCACGGCUUCAUCGGCUCCCAGCCGAAGCCCCCCAACAUCCGCUUCGGCUGCAUCCCCAACGUCAUACCCUCCGAGAUAGGCCGCGCCGCCAACUUCCCCGGCUUCGUGGAAGCCGUCAUGACCAAGCUGGAAGCCCCCUUCGAGCAGCUCCUCGACCGGCUCCACCCGCCUGCCACCCUCAUCUUGAACGACACCUACCUUUUUUGGGCCGUCCGGGUGGGGAACCGGAGGAAUAUUCCGGUGGCAUCGUUCUGGACGCAGUCGGCGUUGGUGUUCUCGACCUUUUUUCACUUUGAUUUGCUCUCUCAGAACGGCCACUUCCCCGUUGAUUUGCCAGAGGUCGGAGAUGAGCGCGUGGACUACUUACCCGGAAUUUCUCCGACGCGCAUAGCGGACCUCCCAACAAUACUUGAAGGUGACGGGGAUUGGCUCCUACCUCUGGUCUUGGAGGUAAUGACUUGGGUACCCAAAUCACAGUACGUACUCUUCACUUCUGUUUACGAGCUCGAAGCUCGUGUCUUUGAUGCACUGAAACCCAAACUCCGAUUCCCCAUUUACCCAAUCGGUCCCAUCAUUCCCCAUUUUGAACCUCCACACAACCCUACAAAUUCCGAUUCCGAUUCCGAUUCCAAUUCCAAUUCCACCCAAAAUGAGGCAAACAUUUUCCAAUGGUUGGAUUCCCAACCUAAAGACUCCGUCUUGUACGUCUCAUUAGGGAGCUUUCUCUCAGUGUCUGAUGCUCAACUAGAAGAAAUCGCAGCAGGGUUGCGAGACAGCGGAGUUCGAUUCUUGUGGGUGGCGCGUUGGGAAACGUCACGAUUCAAAGAUGGGUGUGGUAGUAUGGGGCUUGUGGUGCCAUGGUGUGACCAAUUGAAGGUGCUGUCUCAUUCCUCGAUCGGAGGGUUUUGGACCCAUUGCGGCUGGAAUUCAACUUUAGAGGGUUGCUUUGCAGGCGUCCCGAUGCUCACAUGCCCCAUAUUUGGGGAUCAGCCACCGAAUAGUAAACUCAUCGUGGAAGAUUGGGGCAUUGGACGAAGGGUGGUGGAGAGGGUUGUGGGGAAGCAGAGUUUCGUUAAGAAAGAGGAAAUUGCACAGCUCGUGCGAGGGUUUUUGGAUCUGGAUAGCAAAGAAGGAGAAGAAAUGAGAAAAAGAGCAAGAGAAGUUCGAGAAAUUUGCCGACGAGCAAUCGAAAAAGACGGAUCAUCCGAAAUCAAUAUUGAUGCUUUUAUUAGGGACAUUACCAAAACUUAGUAUGAUUGAAUAAUUUUUUGUGUUUCCCUUUCAAUCAUUCAACUUUUUUAUUCAAGAUUAUUAUGCUAUGUAUGCUUCCAAAAAUAUAAUGAACUUAAGCUUUACUUUAA
This is a messenger RNA of Malania oleifera, 1893 nucleotides long. Its product is annotated as UDP-glycosyltransferase 87A1-like. The transcript has 2 exons. The coding region runs from base 377 to 1783 and encodes 468 amino acids. Gene Ontology annotation, molecular function: UDP-glycosyltransferase activity. The record is from RefSeq and is a predicted model, not a curated record. Lineage: Eukaryota; Viridiplantae; Streptophyta; Magnoliopsida; Santalales; Ximeniaceae.